CGCAUUUGGGACUGUUUCCUGUUGGAAGGACCGAAAGUGCUAUUCCGCUUCUCUUUGGGCGUUCUUUAUUUGCAGGAAGAAGCCAUCCUCGCCAAACACGACACCGUUUCCAUAAUGAGACAGCUGAAAGCAGCGGCCAAGCUUUGCUUUGAUGUGGAAGGACUCGUCUCGGCUGCCUAUGAAGAAUUAGAGCCUUUUCCCAAGAGGGACUAUCUAUGGCGCAGCCGAGCAGCUUUCCACAGUGUUCUACUCGAAAGAGCGAAGAAAAAAGAAAGAGAGCUGAAUGCAUUACGAGAAAGAGAAAGAAUGAUGGCACAGGUUGAGCUCGAAGGGCCUCACAAUCAUCUCAUAGAAUGCGCCGCAGUGUGGGGCAGGGAUAAAAUUUGGAUUUGUCAUGGUCAUCAUCAUGGCUCCCGGGUGUCAAUGAUACAUCUACAAGAAAAUAUAAUGUACCCACUUCGUAUAGAGUUCGAAUCUAGAGUGAUGUGUAUGCAUGCGCCAAAUGACGAUACCAUGUUGUUCGGGACGUAUUCUCGUUUCGUCCACGCUUUCCAUACCAUAUCCAGGAAAAAAAUGUGGGAAAUAUGCUUGAAUGCUUGUGUUUUGAGUCUCUGUUCACAUCAAAGAGACGGCGUCAAACAAGUUUUUGCAGGAUUAGCUGAUGGCACUCUGGCUGUUGUAGAGAAUGUUCAAGGACGUCUUCCAAAGCCAGAGGUGUUUUAUGUUGUGAUUGGGACGAUUCCUGUUACUUGCUUACAACUGGUAGGAAGAAGACUGUGGUGUGCUUGCGGCCCUAGUGUUAUCAUUCUUAGUGCUAGAACUCUAGAUUUAUUGGACCAGUUUCAAACUUCGUCAAAUGGCUUAGACUACAUUUAUCGCAUGGUGAUUGGUGAACAAGGUGUCUGGAUUACUUUAAGAGGAUCGUCCAUUUUGCAACUAUGGGACCCACACAGUCUAACCUGCCGGUUGCUGUAUGAUGUUCGAGAUAAUUACAACGCACGCGGUGCAAAGGUAGAUGAAACAUACACGAACCAUGCUAGAAUCACUUGCGUCUUACCCUUGGAGAGUUCUGCUGUGGUCGGUACAGCAGAUGGCACCUUGGUCUUUUACGAUGUGGUGGCACGAAAAUCUCCUAGUCCCAGUGCACCCUCCUCUCCAAGACCCCCCAGCAAUCCUGAAUCUGGUCACGCCAAGCAGAUACAGGAGAGGCUGCAGAAACUUUUAAUCGAGCAGCAACUUGCAGAAGGAGAUUCUGAUCUAAAAAGUCACGCUAGUGAGAGUCCAAGCAGCAACUUAACUCCAAAUAGCAAUGUCAGUCGAAGAGAAAGUAGUGCUUCCUCCAAGGACUCUGGUUCUGAUGUCGGAGCGAUCGAAGAAGAUGAGACAACAACUGCCAGAAGAAGUCCAUCUUUGCAACCACCAGACAUUGAAAGAAGCCCACGAACGUUCGGUCGAGCACUUCGGAAGACUUCUUUCACCAUAAGUACUCCUAUUGUUGAAGAAAAGGGUUUAAAAUUUGAUGAAGGGGAAGAAGAUGAAGUAGAUUCGAAAGAAGAAAAAGCAGAAGAAUCCAAAACAGACCAGCCUAAGGAAGAAAUGGUCACAGAAUCCAAGAAAGAGGAACCUGUUGUGUCAGAGCCUCAAACCCAGCAAUCUGAAUCUGAAGAACCUACAGGACAAGCACCGGAGGACAAAAAGAGAAAAUCAUCAGAACCCAGCGAAUUCAGCCGCUUUUCUCAUGUGGAUGCUGGUGAUUUGGUAUCAUCUGAAGGCAGUAAUAAGGUCGUGUCUGCUCUGGAAUUUCAGAGUGCUGCACUAAAAGCAGCUAAGAAGAAAUACCAAUCCUUAAGCGCUGAAGACAUCCCAACCUGGGUGGCACAGGAGAAACCUCAGGCAGUGAUUUCAGAAAAAGGAGCUGUCACAUUCGAGUACAAAAGUAGAUUGCCUUCCAUAAAAGCGUUUAUUCGUAGAGAGGCUAAUGAACUGGCAACUUUUUUGAAAGGCCAACAGCCUCAGGAGCAACGUGAGGAAAUUCCUGCCUCUAAAAGUCGCAAUUAUCCUUUAUUUAGUAUUCGGCCACCUACAUUAGAUAUAGCAGAUCAUCAACUUCCUCAAAAGCAUAUAAUACCAGAUGAAGAACCAAUCAGUAAACCAGAAACAGCUGAGCCGAAUCAAUUCCAACCUUCGAAAAAUGCUCCGCUCUCUUUGCCAGACUCGAGAAGAUCUUCAGGAGUCCCAGGAGCAGAAGAUUCCGAUCUUCCACCUUCUUAUUUAGCGAGCGAUGAAGAGUUCCUGAGUACAGCACAAUUCAAUGACCUUCUUCAGUUGCAAGAUUGGACCAGGACAUCUCGCAAAGGAUCAGACACAGCUAGUAACGUAUCAUUUGGAAGUACAGAAGUUGCUUUCGCUUUUGAAUUGCAUCUAAAGGAAAUGAUCAAAAUUUCCGAUAAGCCUAUCAGGAGUCUUUUACAAGCAUAUUGCGAAGAUGAGAUGGUUAUCAUAAGCUGUGCUGGAUAUUACUCUGAUGAUGAAGCCGUCCUGAAGUGGGUGAGAGAGGGAGAAGAAAAAAUGUGGACAAAUGAUCCUAUUGUAGAAGUGAAUCCUUUCACCAACACUAUGAAACCAUCUCUGUACGCCCGAUCGAGACUGCCCAGACGAGCGUCCAUAGCAACCACAGCCCUAGCGACGGAUGUGGAUUUUGUGGGCAGGGCUUCUAUCGAGAGCGGCAUUGCCAAAGUUCAGAACUUGCUGUCCAGAGUGAGCGAACGAACGUAGACUUGAGAAAGAAAUAGGGAAAAAUCUAUUUUAAUCAUAGUUUGAAUUCAACGUGAGAAGAUAGUGAAUCGGUGUUUUCAGCAGUGUGGGAAUUUGCUGUGAUAAAGAAAUUCACUAUUCGGUAUUGCCUAACACUGUUUCUGGUAAAAUUGUACAGAUAGAACAAACUAAAGCACUGAGUGUCUGUCCUGAAAAAAGAGACUUGGAAAUAAAGUGUUAGUUGAUCAUAUUUUGGUAAAUUCAUGAAAAAAAUACUUUAUUAUGUAUUAUCUUACCAAAUUAGUUCAUUAACGCUUUAGUUUACCAUUACCCUUUAUGUAUGAAAUUGUAUAUUGUAUUUAUUGAAAAGUGGAUGGUUAUAGUUUCUUGUUUACGGCAGUGGUUCUCAACCUGUGAAAUGAAAUUUUCUUGUGAAGCAUUAAAGUCAGACGGAAUAAGCAAAAUAUUUUUUAAACUCUUCAUUCAAUAAAAAUUUUAUAUUUUAUGUAAUAUAAAACUAAAUGCUUUUUUAAUAGAUACAAGGUGCUCCAGAUAUAUUUGAAUACAAUGUAGCAUUUAGAAACAAAAUUAAUUCUGUUUGCCACAGAAUAUAUGCUCCACCAAGUUUAAACACUAUUUUCUAAGGAAGGUUGUAAUAAAUAACGAUAAAAAAACACAAUCCAGUUCGAUGGUAUGAGUGAAUUGAUGCAUUCUGAUGAUGAUUAGGAGAGUGCCAAAAACGGCGUUACACCGAUAAAGAGCUCAUAAUUAAAAUCUACAAAAGUAGAUUUUUAAUAGAUGUCAAAGGAUUAGCCUCAAUAAGGAACUCAAAAGAAUUUUCAUGGGCAUGUGUUUAGGUUCAAAAGAAACUAAAAACAGCCAAAGAUAAGAGGUAAACUGAUAACUGGUCAGGUGCAAAAUGGAAAAGGAAUGCUGAGAACUUAACAAAAUAGAUCACACUUUGAGUAUCUUAUGCAUGGAGUUCUCAAUAGCAGGUACAUCCCCUUUAUCAAUGACGAUUUCGUUAAUCAGCUUGAAUAUUAUUAAUCCGUUGCUGAGAAAGGUGCUUCUAUGUUAUUUCCUGGCCGAAACUCUCAUAGUGACACUUAUAUGAACUUUAUAAGACUAACAUGUCACUUACCGUAUAUUUUCAAAAAAAAUAUUACAUACAAUAAAUAUAUCCUUUCAUUUUCAAAAAUUCCAGAUGUAUCCGGCGUAUGUUACUGAAACAGAAUAUACCGAUGAAACUACUGACAAGCAUAUUCGAAUACUGUAGCCGGGUGAGUAAUUUGAUUCCAGAUUAAAAAGGACCACUGGGCAACAACAACUAAAACUAAAUUUAUUUCCAACUGUCGACAAUUCAUAUUAAAGCAUAAUAACACUUAAAAUCUGCAGCCAGUGGGAUAGAGAAAAACAGUAAAUUCUCGUCGAUCAUCACAAUAUAUAUAAUUCUGACUGAAACCCGAUUGCAUACCCAACACAAGAUCCAAAACCGGAAGAAUCACUGGCGACGGAAUUUGUUAAACUGGUUGAUGAUAUGCAGGUUCAAAAUAUAUGUCACAGGUUUAAGAAUCGAUCAAUGUAGUUCUUAUACUUUUCAAACUGGCUUUGCUGUUCUUAGUUUCUGACUUUGUUCUUAGACUUUGCAGUCAAAAAAUGAAAUCAAGAGGUGAUAAAUCGUAGUGACUAAGUAACAGAUUCAUGUGUCUGAUUAAAUGAGUCAGUUAAACUUAACCAAAGGUCUCUACCGUAUUGGUGUGGUAUAUUGAGCCAUGUUCGGUAACAAAAAAAAGGUUUAUUUUGAUUCGCUUUACUUCUAUUUACAAUUUCGAUAGCUAUUUUUGAAAUACUCUAUACGGCAAUACAAAAACUUUGUAUAUAAUUAUAAAAUUGAUUUGAAGAAUCUAUAAACUUCGAUGAAAUGGAAACAACAGCGCAAUUAAAAACUUGGAAAAAAAUAGUGCUGUUAAAACUGAUGUUGUAAGUUGGUUAUAGAUACUAAAGGUUGAGAACCGCUGGUUUAAAACAAAAUAUAGAUGCAGUUAUUAGAAAAUAUUGUGUGGAGAAAAGGACUUGUUUGUGGUUAGUCGCAGUCGUCAUUCCUUUCAGUCAUAAGUAAUGUAAUGUAUAAUUUCGAUGUAUCGAUUGAAACAUGUUGGUUACUUGUAGAUAUAAGGAAGUAUUUUCUCCAGUACUGUAUCCAUAGCGCACGUCUCCAUUUUUAUAUUUUGUAUGUGCUGGGGUGGAGCUUAUAUUGAAAAAAAUUAAGAUGACAUUUUAUAGAAACUUUUGGAAUGUAUCUUUUACGCGCCCGAUUUUUCCAAUGCACUUUCUA
Argiope bruennichi is the source of this 5089-nucleotide messenger RNA. RefSeq lists its product as uncharacterized. Gene Ontology annotation, biological process: actin cytoskeleton organization. Gene Ontology annotation, molecular function: protein binding; guanyl-nucleotide exchange factor activity. The transcript has 13 exons. Lineage: Eukaryota; Metazoa; Arthropoda; Arachnida; Araneae; Araneidae. The record is from RefSeq and is a predicted model, not a curated record. Bases 115 to 2775 code for a protein of 886 amino acids.